Messenger RNA from Carassius auratus (goldfish), 2089 nucleotides. RefSeq names its product E3 ubiquitin-protein ligase TRIM39-like. Lineage: Eukaryota; Metazoa; Chordata; Actinopteri; Cypriniformes; Cyprinidae. The transcript is spliced from 2 exons. The record is from RefSeq and is a predicted model, not a curated record. The coding region runs from base 202 to 1617 and encodes 471 amino acids.
UCACUGUGACAUCAGCUGAACCCGUAAAUAAAGACCGAAUCGAAACGGAUGAUGGAGGCGGCGCGACGGUGACGCCAGGAAUCGAAACUCACGGCAGGCUUUACCGCUUCUGCGUCGCGUUUGGCUCGAUUCACACCAAAACAUCACAUUGCGUUGCGAUCAUAACUGCAAACACACAGCUCGGCGUGCAUUCAAGUCAUCAUGGCACACGGCUCUCCUGACGGCUGUUUGGAGUCGGAUCUCUCCUGUCCCAUCUGUCUCCAUCUCUUCCACGACCCGGUCACUCUUCCCUGCGCGCACAGUUUCUGUCUUGUAUGUCUGGAGACACCAGAGAGGGACACGUCAUCUGGAUUUGAUCAAGUACUUUGCUGCCCAGUUUGUGGACAGGAACAUCUCAGCCCAGAGUCCCUGCCGAGAAACAUCAAGCUGAAACAGAUAGUUGAGACCUACAGAGCCAACAGCUUCAGUGGUGAACUUCAGCCACGUGCAGAAGACGAGAUAAUUAAUGACCAGACAUCUCCAGAAGACACUGAUGUGUGCAAAUCAACAGAUUCUGGGACAAGCUCUCUGCUGGAGACUGAAACCAGUGAACUGAAAUCUAGUCUGAAUCCUGUCAUCUCUAGUCUGCAAGAAAAGCUGGCUGUAGUAGAUGAUCUGGUGAAUAAGGAGAAGGCCAGAGAGGCUGCGGUUAAAGCGACACACGCAGAUCUGAGGAAAGAUGUGAGCGGUGUAUUGGAGGAGAUGGCAGAGCUGGUGAAGACCUACAGCACGACUGCUCUGAAGCUUCUGGAGGCCGAGUUGAGACCCAGAGAAGAUGCUGUUGGGAAAAGAGUGCGGAUGCUGUCCGACCUCCAGAAGCAACUGAGAGCCGCUGAACUUCAGGUCAACACGUUAAAGGACGAGACUGAUGACGCAUGUUGUAUUGAGGUUUCCAGUGUGACCCUGGAUCCUCUGCAGGACUCCUCCAGCGGUCAGGAGUUAUCCAAGAGUUUGAUGGAAAUCUGUGAGAAGAUCGAGCACCAAAAUACCUUACUCCGUCUCGGACUGGGAUCCUCUCAGCGGGCGCUACGCGUCGUUCUCAACCCAUCCGAGGUCACCUUCGACCCUGAUACCAUCCAUCCCAACCUAAUCUUAUCUGAAGACCUCAAAACGGUGUCUUUCAGCGCAGCCAAACAGCCGUAUCCGGUCGGAUCUCAGAGGUUUUCCAGUUUCUUCCAGGCUUUGAGCUCCCAGAGCUUCGUCCGAGGAGAACAUCUCUGGGACUUCCGGGCUGAAGGCUGUGCUUGGGUUGUGGCCGUGUGUUACGGAGAUCUGCCCAGAUCUGGUUCUGGCAGCGGUCUGGAGAGCAGCGCUGGAUCCUGGUGCCUCAUGUACUGUGAGAACCUUCUGAGAGCGUACGAGAGAGGAAAGAACACGCCACUUAUACGCACGCCGUCUCUGAAGAGGAUGGAGAUACGCCUCAGCUUCAGCACCGGCUCUUUAGUGUUUUACAGCAUCAGUGAUUUGAGUGGAGAUAAAACUCACCUGCACACUUUUAAAGUCAGCUUCACACAGCCGGUGUAUCUGGCUGUAAGGAUGAUGUCUGGUCAACCUAAAGCACACAUCACUGUCAACUAGUCAAUUGCGGACCUUAUUCAUCCAUACCCAUCCUGUUGUAACGAUGUUAUGAUGCAAUACAUCAUUAAUGUUCACGUACGCACUGAAUGCAUCUUGCUGCACUACAUUGUCACAUGCAUUAUGUUGGCAUUAUUUAAUUUAAUCAAUAUGCAGUGUUCCUCAACAACUCAUGUGUUAUGAGCUUGUGACAUUUGUUUACCUUCAAUAAAACAAGACCACAUUACGUUUAAUUCAAAUUUUGGUUCUAUGCUGUGCUUUUAUUUUGGCAUGUUUGUUAAUACUUGCAUUCUUUUAUCAAUGUGCAGUGUUCCUCAACUCAUGUGUUAGGUUUUGAACAGGUGACAUUUGUUUAAGUUCAAUAAUACAAGAUCACAUACAUUGAAAAAAUUCUAAUUCUGUUUCUAUGCUGUUCUUUUCUUUUAACAUGUUUGUUAAUACUUGUCUGUUUCUAAAUUUAAAUAAACUGUUUACA